AGACCAAUUACUUGAAGUCGGUAAAAAGAGAUUUAUUGUUCCGGAGAAUUCCUCAUUCACAAAGGAAUGCUAGAAAGCUUCCGACAAUUUUCCCAUUUACCAUGGAGUCAAUUUGUACAAUUUUCCAAAGCACAAUUCAUCCAACUUGAAAUGGCCCACCAAGCCCUUAGGAGACAUGGGGUCACCGCAAUCCACGAUGCUUUCAAAGAAGCAGAAGAACAAAGAAUUGAUACCCCGCUCAAGGAUAGGUUUAAAGGUAACCCCUUUUCCAAUCAAUUGAUCACGGAACUAGAGGAUGUAAAUAGACAAAAUACAGUGAAUACUACCCUAACAAUUCUUCAAAGAGCCACCACCUUCUACACCCUGCUCUUUAAAAAAAGUAAAAGUGGAAAAGGAAACAAUUGAAUAUACCAAUCUCAUACCCGGAAAUUUAGUCCAACCAUACGGGAAGAGCUAGUUAGCGACAUCACCCUAGAAGAAUUACAGCAAGCAUUGAAGGAGAAAAUAGCUUCCUCGGCCCCGGGCCCAGAUGGAAUCAUUUACCCUUUCUUCACGCAGACAUGGGAUUUCACAGGUCCAAUUCUCCCCGUCAAUGUAAAUGAAAUUCUUGAAUCUGGUCAAUUGCCAAAAGCAAUGCGUAAGGUACUCAUUAAAAUUAUCCUAAAGAAGCUAGAAGAAUAACUGAAUAUAGACCAAUCCUGUUAGCUGAUACUAGUAUACGAUUGGUCUCCUCAGUUCUUAAAAACCGAUUAGUCAAAUAUGCGGAUCAAUUGAUUGCACCUGGUCUUAGAGGGUUUCUACCCCACAGACAAAUGGACGAAAAUAUUGCACAACUAAAACAACUUAUUCACCUAAUCUGUAACAAGACAAAUUUCUUUCCUUUCGCAUUCAACAUUAACCACUUGUAAUGCUUUUAGAUUUUAACAAAGCUUUUGAUAGAGUAUCCCAUGAAUAUUUAGCGCAAAUACUUCCAUCCAUCAAACUUAGCCCCAAAAUUUUACAGGCCCUCCGGGCCAUCACGGAACAACAGGAAGCACAAGUAUACAUAAACAAAUGUUACGGAACAUCUUUCCCCCUCAAAUCUGGCGUAAGGCAAGGGAACCCAGCAUCCCCACUUCUUUUUAUCCUUGCUUUAGAACCAUUCUUAAUUAAGAUCCAAGCAAACUUGCUUGGGUUUAAGUUCUCUAUACAUUUUAUUCAGGGCAUUACACUUAAAUACUCUGCUUACGCUGAUGAUGUUUUAAUUUAUUUAAAAGACUCUACUGAUGUUGAGCGCUUAAAAAAGGAAUUAAAGGUUUUCUGUUCCUAUUCGGGAAGUAAAGUCAACUUUGACAAAUCCAUCAUUUACAGCUUCAAACAAGAAUUAAAGGAACCCAGGAUUGCGAACUUCCCUGUUAAAGCAUAUCUGGAUACGGAAUUCACAUACCUCGGAGUGAGUUCCAAAACAAUAGACUGGACACGCCAAAUUGAGAAAUUAAGGAGAGGAUUAUUCUUGAAUCUUAUUCAAGGAGUUCCGACACUCGAUAGGGUUCAAGGAAUUAAUACUUACCUCUUCCCAAAGUUAUACUUCAGAGACUUGCAUACACCUAUGACCGAUAAACACAUCCAAGAAAUGAUAAGAAAAGCAAAAACUCUCCUUCCCAAAGGCAUCGGAGAAGCUAAUCUCUUCAAAAUUCCUGAGAAGGGAGGAUAUGGUCUUUUGGAUUUGCAAAUCCAACUACAGGGACGAAGAGCUAGUUAUAUUUAACACUUUAUCUUCAGUAAAUAAUGUUUACUAUGUUAUUCUUCGACUGAAACUCCAAAUGGCCAUCAGUGAAUACGGGAAUUUUAGGCUGACGGGUAUAACAGUGGUCCCGUGGUAUAAAGACUUAUGGGAACAAACUCUCAAAGUUAAAAGAAAUCGACUGUUCAUAGAGCAAUGUCUCGAGUCCAAGGUGUUCUCCCAACCUGAAAGAGAAUACUUAAGAACUUGGUGGUACAUCUUCCCCCCAAAUGAGACGGUGAUGGCCACCCCCCAUAAAGAUCACACCAGAGGGACUCACUCAACUCUUACAGGAGGCUGCUCCGAUGGCGCCGAUGGCGGACUGCCUGAUUCGGGAUAGAUGGGGCGCUACUAUUUCGCGAGACUCAUUUUUGCGCCCAAGUGCAAAGGAACAUCAAACGGAUAGAUCAACAAUACCAACACGGUUCGAAGGCUCCUCUCAGAGACUCAAUGGAAAAGCUUCUGGCAACUCAUAUACCAAGUAAGGAAAAAGCUCGGGGCUAGGUCCUUAGAGGAAUUGCAUCGAUUCAACUUGGGCCACAGACAAUUCUGGCAACAUACUACCUGCCAUUUGUGCGGAACAAGACAAAUCCCAGGACUCACCGAUCAUGUUUACACGCAGUGUAAACGCAGUCACCAACUCUGGGUCGUAUAAGAAGUUACUUCCCCCCUUACGCUCCGUAUAUUAGUUGCCAACACCAAUUCUUCACCAGAAGAAUUAGUCAAAAUCAACCGCUAUCUAUUAGCGGUCAGGAAACUUUAUCUACAUUGUCUCUCUCUUGGUUUAAGUGAGGGCAUAUCGGAGAGUUUUUAACCGGUGGACCGCAUGGUUCCUUCAUUGUUGUCAGGCUGAAUUUUAGCAUGACAACAUGAGGGGACUUCAGCUAGGUUGGGUUGAAAAACCAAGCUGGGUCAAGUGAUAGUGGGCAACUCUUCACAUUUGUUUUAAUUUUUUUAUUUAUCAUUCUUAUAUAACCCAAUUUUGAGUAACAUUUAGUUAUUCUCCUUUCGUUACCUAAUGCUAGCAUUAGGCCCUUUUACCACUCGGCUUAGGCCAGGAAGUCGUGGUUUUUAUCUCUAUUACAUAUCAUAUAUUGAAUCAGAUUUCCCCAUAUGGUAAAAAAAAAAAUGGGUUAAAUUGAUUUUUCAGCCUUCAUACUAACUCAAGAAAA
[Candida] anglica is the source of this 2934-nucleotide messenger RNA. NCBI's taxonomy places the organism in Eukaryota, Fungi, Ascomycota, Pichiomycetes, Serinales, Debaryomycetaceae. The record is from the annotation of a GenBank genome assembly.